UAACACCCCACUACACGAGAGUUGUCUUGUUGUCAUCGCCGGGCAACGAAACGAAAUUAAAAAAAUAAAACACUUUUUCUGAAGUGUUUUAUCAGUACUACAAAUUUAUUUAUUUAAAUCUUCCUUCACAUUACCCUCACGGGUAAAAAGUUGUUAAAAAUAAACCAAUCAUUACGUCUACCAUCGGCGACGACACUAUCCCAUUGCCUACAACUGAAAACGUCCACAAUUUGAGACAAAGAAAAACUUCAACUGCUAUUUCCUCAUCUCAUGCAACGCAGGAAACCACCAGCAGCAAGAGCUGUUUUGAGAUGACGCUAAUGCGGAAAAGAAUGAAACAAAUUACGGCAGUUUUAAUUAUUUUAAUUGUGAUUUUCUAUUUAUUCAGAGCUCUUGCCAAGCAACAAACACCCCCAGAGGAUGAUAGUCUGGGUAGGGUUGCUUCAGCUGGCAUCAAACAACAGCAUCAUCAGCAGGAUAACACUGUAGGUGCAGAUGACGAUGCGAAGAUUCAUGACAACUCGGUCCUCAAAAACGGGAUAAUCAAUUUUGAUAUCCUCGAACAACAACGACAAGAACUUAAAUACACAAAGAGUAAACUGGCGAAGUUGGAGGAAAAGGUCAGGAUCUUGGAAGCGAGUAUACCUCAGAAGUAUCCGAAUGUCAAGUACUUGAACUACAAGACCAGGAAAAGAAUACUAAUUACGGGAGGAGCUGGAUUCGUCGGCUCUCAUUUGGUGGAUACUCUGAUGAUCGAAGGGCAUGAGGUUAUUGUUGUGGACAACUUCUUUACAGGACGCAAACGCAAUGUGGAGCAUUGGUUAGGACAUGAGAAUUUCGAAAUGAUACAUCACGAUAUCGUGAAUCCGCUCUUCAUCGAAGUUGAUGAAAUCUAUCAUCUGGCAAGUCCCGCUAGCCCACCGCACUACAUGUACAAUCCAGUGAAGACCAUCAAGACAAAUACAAUGGGAACUAUUAAUGUCUUGGGAUUGGCGAAACGAGUAACCGCCAAAGUGCUCAUAGCCAGCACCUCGGAGGUCUACGGGGACCCGACUGUCCAUCCGCAACCUGAGACCUAUUGGGGUCAUGUGAAUCCAAUCGGACCCCGAGCCUGCUACGAUGAGGGCAAACGAGUUUCUGAGACCCUCAGCUAUGCGUAUGCGAAGCAGGAAAAGGUCAACGUUAGAGUGGCGAGAAUCUUCAAUACCUACGGUCCUCGCAUGCACAUGAGUGAUGGCAGAGUUGUAUCCAACUUUAUCAUACAGGCCCUGAAAAACGAAACCAUUACCGUCUACGGCAAUGGCAAACAAACCAGAUCAUUCCAGUAUGUCUCGGAUUUGGUCGAUGGCCUCAUAGCCUUGAUGGCAUCGAACUACACUCAACCGGUUAAUAUCGGCAAUCCAGUUGAACAUACCAUCGAGGAAUUUGCGGUGAUCAUAAGGGAAUUAGUUGGUGGCAAGAGUGAAAUUAGGCAAACAUCGGCAGUUGAAGACGAUCCGCAACGUCGAAAGCCGGACAUUACUCGAGCUAGAAAAUACCUUAACUGGGAACCGAAAAUUCCAUUAAAAGAGGGCCUUCAUCGCACUAUAGAUUAUUUCCGAAAGGAACUGGAACGAUCGGAUCGCUUCCAGGAGAACAGCAAUCGCUACUUUGAGUCUGAGAUAAAUCGUUACCACGCUAAAGAAGAUUGAUAUACACACACUAAAUAAGAUUAAGUCGCUAUUUUUUUAAAUGUCUAGUCUGUAAAUAUUUAUGUUUGAUAAGUAUAUAAUAACUAUGUUGAAUUAUUUUUUUAAUUUUGUUUUUUAAAUGUGUUUUAUUUUUUUCUUUUUGUAAUAAAAUUAUUUGGCCUGUUAAAAA
This is a messenger RNA of Eupeodes corollae, 1860 nucleotides long. RefSeq names its product UDP-glucuronic acid decarboxylase 1 (gene Uxs). The coding region runs from base 312 to 1691 and encodes 459 amino acids. NCBI's taxonomy places the organism in Eukaryota, Metazoa, Arthropoda, Insecta, Diptera, Syrphidae. Gene Ontology annotation, cellular component: cytoplasm. The transcript has a single exon. The record is from RefSeq and is a predicted model, not a curated record. Gene Ontology annotation, molecular function: UDP-glucuronate decarboxylase activity; NAD+ binding. Gene Ontology annotation, biological process: D-xylose metabolic process.